CUCCUUCCGUGUGGCAUAUAAAUCCGACGCGCCGACGCCUCGAUUCCUCGCCUCCCCGAGAGCCCCCGUUUCUGUCACAAAUCGCCACUAAAACCCUAGCCUUCCGCCAUGGCCACCUCCCCUGCCGCCUCGUCCUCCUCCGCUCCGACCGCCUCCGCGGUGGCUGCGGCUACGAUGGCUGUUGAGGCCACCGACGGGCCGGUGCUCAGCGUAGUAUCGAAGCGUCUCCGCGCACUGCGGAAGAAGUACAACCGAAUCACGCAGAUGGAGGAGUCGCUCGCCGCCGGCAAGACGCUCAACCGAGAGCAGGAGGAGGUUCUCCGCUCCAAGCCCGUCGUCGCCGCUCUGAUCGACGAGCUCGAGCGCCUCCGCCCUCCGCUCGCCUCCGCCCUCGCGGAGGAGCUCUCCUCCCGCCCCGCCCCCGCCCCCUCCGCCGCUUCCUCCUCCGACUCAGAUUCGUCAGUCCAGGACUUGCUUGCGCUCGUCUACUUCGGCUCCCUCUUUGACGUCAAGCAGCAAAGCGACUUCGUCUCUUUGGUUUACACGCGCGAACUCGAGCGGAGCAGCUGCCUCACUUAUGACUACGUCGGGGAUGAUCCGGAGGACAGUCUCGCGGAGACCGAUCUGAACGCGGUUUCUGCCCUUGCCUCCCUCGCCGCGUUGCGCCCUCCUGCUGCAGCCGGAGUCUCGCACCGUGACGCCCUUCAGGCUUGUGCUCAUCACGCCCGCCUCUGGCUCUGCCGUGCGGAUGAACCCAUCCAUCCUGACUCCACCAUCACAUAUGCUGGGGUGAGGGCAAAGCUGGAUAGGAUCAUGGCAUCGGGCUACUUCACAGCGCAGCUAGAAAUGAGGACACCAUUGGAUCUGGCUGCUGCAGUGGCAAGUUUUGGAGCUGGAGGUGUGCAGGUGCAAGAGAGCAUGGUUGUGUCACCUCAGGCACCGGAAGCAGUGGAGGAGAGCCAGGCUGUUGAAGGACACAAGGAGGAUGAAGUCCUGGUGCAUCCAACUGAUGAAGUUCCUCCAGCUGAGACAGAGCAGGAGCAGGAGACAUUUGAUGCUGAUGUGAAGGAUCAGGAGCAAAAGGACCAACAAUUCAUCCAGCGGCGGUCUUACCAGAACCAGCGUGGUGGUGGUCGUGGUGGCAGCAGGAGAGGCUAUCCUAAUGGUCGUGGAGGACGUGGUGGCCGAGGUGGCGGGUACCAGAAUGGCCGUGGUGGAUACCAGAAUGGUCGUGGCGGUGCUGGCGGGUACUACUACGAAUCUGGAUACUACCAGCCGAGGAACUACAACAGAGGCCGGGGUGGUCGCUCCGGCGGUGGCAACUCUUACUACAACAGCCAUGGUGGAGGUGCACAGGGGCAUCAUCCUGGGAGUGUUGAGCUGGGCGCAAACGCCUAGCUUCGCUGACUGUUCUGUUUGAUAAUGAGGAGCGAGUGAGUCGUGCCAUUUUGUUAUUAUAGAACUAACUUAGCCUGUUAUUACGUCACCGUUGGUCCCAUCCGUGAGUCUUUUUGCUGCUCGAGUGACUGCAUAUGGUCGGUCGGUAUUGAGGAAAUACUCUGGGAAAGUAGUUUCAGGUCAUAUUCGUUUUCUAAGUUACGUUUUUUUUUGUGUUAAUAUGCCCUUAUUUCUUAAUUAUUAUAUACUCUGCUAGAGGUGUCGAUGCCGCCACCAGAUUUUGUCGUCGCA
Molecule: messenger RNA, 1689 nt
Organism: Zea mays
Lineage: Eukaryota; Viridiplantae; Streptophyta; Magnoliopsida; Poales; Poaceae
Exons: 3
Coding region: 109-1398 (429 amino acids)
Source: RefSeq, a predicted model, not a curated record